Molecule: messenger RNA, 2522 nt
Organism: Cylas formicarius (sweet potato weevil)
Lineage: Eukaryota; Metazoa; Arthropoda; Insecta; Coleoptera; Brentidae
Exons: 2
Coding region: 18-1790 (590 amino acids)
Source: RefSeq, a predicted model, not a curated record
CCCGAUGCAUUUCAAACAUGAAAAAUUACGUGUUAUCGAUUACGGUUUCCCUGUUUUAUGUUACUACGCGUAACGCAAAACCCACCCUAGAGGACGAUAUAAGGUCGAGAGUGGAUUCAUCCUAUUCGACCCAAGAAGCGAAUUGUUUGAACAAUUUACUGCAAUUACUAGGCGAUAACUUUACAGUCGUUACAAAUUCUGCCAUCAAAAUUAACCACGUCCCUGUGGUAAAUAUAGACCAGCGUUUUAACCAUCCCGUAUCGCUACAUUCGCGAAAAUUAUCUUAUGUAUUUAACCUCAAAAAUCAGAAAGUUCUGGACGCCUUCGCGUUCCACCUGACUCGUGGUAACUUCGAACCGAGGGCCCUGUAUAUUAUUCUGGUUUUUACCAUUAGCGAGACGCCUUUUACGCUCCUCGCGAAAAAUUUCGUAUACAGGGUGUACGUAGUCGACGAUAAUUUUACGGUAUUCACGUAUUCGCCUUACAGAUACGAGAACAUCGGUUAUCCGGAACUCUCUUACUUAGAAUUAGGAAAUUGCAAUGACCCGUUUCAAGGAACGAACUAUACUAAAAGUGUUUCAGCUUAUCCCAGCAAAUGGAGGAACACAACUCUGAGGGUCUUCUACCGCAUAGUGAAGCCGUUCGUUUUCGGAAACGGCAACGGUUUCGAAGAGUUAUUGGUCAACGAAGUGGUGGCUCACCUCGGUAUGAAACUAAACACGAGGAUUGAAUAUCACACCUUCCAGGGUAUUGUGACCGCAAACGGCACUUACCAGAACAAAGGUCUACGCAUGCUUUCGAAAAAAAAGUGCGACUUGGUUAUCGGCGCUUACCACGCCUACGCCCAACGGAAUUUCGACGCCAGCGUCGUCUACGUCAUCGACACGUAUCACUACGUUUUUCCUAAAUCGCAACUGAAAUCGAACUGGGACAGGAUAUAUGACAUUUCUUCUCCCGAAGCGAAAAUGGGGCUGGCGAUUACGAGCGUCGUGUGGAUCGCCUUCGUUCAUCUUGCUUAUGGAGAAAGCGUGGGGACUCUUUUCAAAAUAACAUUCCUAGUCGCCAUUAACGUGGUGGUGCCGACAAUUCCGACCAACAAACACAAGUUUAAGAUCGCUUUGGGUUUUUGGAUUUUAGGCAAUUACGUGCUCAGUACACUCUUCACCACUCGCUUCCAGGCGAUUUUUUGCAGUCAGCAAUUCGCGAAACCCAUGUAUUCAGCGGAAGAUCUAAUCGAGUCCGAUUUGGUGAUUUUGGCAUCUAACGAUACCCUUGCUUCGUACGUCGGCAAACGCGCCACCGAAGAUAUGAUGCUCUACGACCGAAUGCAGCCUUGCAUCAAUAGAACAGAGUGCCUGCUCCGAGUGUGCAGAGAUAGAGCUGCCGCCUUCUUAGCCAGCCAAGUCACUACCCUAUUCUUGGCCUUCGAAAACUGCGUGGAUUUUAAUAGCGGAGAAUUACUGAUCGAUCUCGGCGAAGAUCUCUCUUGGGUAUUCCUGCAAAGUUUUUUGCUCAGGGGAUAUCCAGCGUACGAUGCCAUAGACAAGACGGUGAAACGUUUGAUGUUGUACGGCGGAGUAGCGGUUGCGGAAUAUAAAUACCGCAGGGCGAUAUUUGAGGCGGAACUGGCCAAACGACAAAGGAAAUUGCAAAGCGACGACUUGAGCGUGGAGGAAAUGAGGUUCAUCCUUUUGUUCUGGGCGGGCGGACUAUGUGUCGCCACCUUGGUGUUUUUAUUGGAGCUAUAUUUUUACAAAUACUGCUUUAGUAAUACGGUGAACUCGAUCUAAAACUGGAAUGGCAGCGGAUGCAAAGUAAAGUCAAAUUUACAAUGGAAGAAGGCGGCUAAUAGGGGGAUUUUUGCUAGUUAAAAAACUUUAGAAACCAGAAAAUCAAAAAGUCCAUAAUAUGCAACAAUGUAUAAUAGACGUAAUAAAGAGUAAUAAAAUGUUGUUGGCCUACCAGAUGUGAAUGACAUAAUUUCUUUUGGAUCCGCCACUACUUUAUGUAAUAAAAAUACAUUAUCCUAGUUGCAUUUAUAGGCUUUACGCUUUACCUAAUUUAAACCUUUGUCACAUUUUGAAUCCUAUUAAAAUCGAUUAAAUUAAUAUUUUGAGUAUGGCAGCCAUUUACUAUUAUUAUUAUUAUUUAAACAAAUUUGAAAACAUUACUUGAACCCAGGCUUUACUAUGGAUUUCGAUAGCAUAACGAAAUUUGUUACCGAUAACAAUGAAUAAGUGUUUUUUUAACGCUGGAUUUGAUAAGGAGCACUAGAUGAAGAAGAUCCUCAUUGAUCAACUUUUUCCUACCAUAAAUAAUACUUUUUUUUUGACGUGAAACAAUUUUUAUUAAUUGGCAGCAAUGUAGCCAAAGAGAUUGAAGAACUGACAAUCAUUGAUUAUGAAAACGAGACUGCAGUGUCCAAUAUGGCAAACCUGUGCGAAGCCUGUGCAAGCUUGAAGGAGUUUGAUUUGUCUGAACUACUAUUAAAAUGUGAAUCGGAACAAUCUUUCAUCUUUAAC